Molecule: messenger RNA, 2115 nt
Organism: Aspergillus fumigatus Af293
Lineage: Eukaryota; Fungi; Ascomycota; Eurotiomycetes; Eurotiales; Aspergillaceae
Product: putative extracellular protein
Source: RefSeq, a predicted model, not a curated record
AUGAAGGGCCUGUUCGUGGCCUCGGCCCUUUUGGCAUCAUGUGUCUCCGGGCAUAUACAGAUGUCGAAGCCGUAUCCCAUUCGAAGCCCGCUGAAUCCGGACGCGAAUGACCAAAAGGAUUACUCCUACACGAACCCCCUGUCAUCAGAUGGACAUGAUUACCCGUGCAAGGGAUAUGCCAAUGAUCCUUUUAAGUCUGUUGCUGACUAUACACCCGGCCAAACAUACGAACUUGAACUCCAGGGCAGCGCGACCCACGGCGGAGGUUCCUGCCAGAUUGCUCUCUCUUAUGACAAGGGCAAGACCUUUAAAGUCAUCCAUUCAAUGCUCGGAGGAUGCCCUCUCACCUCCAAGUAUAACUUUCAAAUUCCCUCGGACGCCCCGUCUGGUGAGGCCCUCCUGGCCUGGUCGUGGUUCAACAAGAUUGGAAACCGCGAGAUGUACAUGAACUGUGCUAUGGUUACCAUCAAGGGUGGUUCUCAGACCCGACAGCACGCUCGCGACCUGUCUCCUGCAUUCUCCCGCCGGGCUGGCGGCUUUGACAGCCUUCCACCCUUGUUCGAGGCCAACAUCAACGGACCCGGCAAGUGUAAGACGAUUGAAGGCCAGGAAGUGAACUUUCCUCUCCCCGGACCUUCCGUCGAGGGCUCCUUGAGUGGCAAGGGAUACCAGUGCGAAAGCAAUGCGCCUUUCCUGGGCAGUGAGUCGAGCAGCAACAGUCCCAAGGCCGCUGCGUCCGAUCAAGCCGUUGCCUCCACUGCUACAUCUUCAAGUGCCCAAUCUCCAUCUACACCUUCAAGUUCCCAUCCUGUGGUGAAACCGUCAAGUUCGCAUUCUCCCGCGACACUCUCAAGCUCCCAUUCUGUGACUACGCCCUCAGCGAGACCCACUCGACUCCAUGCACCCCUUCGCGAAAGGCCGAUGCCUUCACAGUCCUCCAGUCCUGAGUUCAUUUACAGCCCUCAGUCCCAGUCUCAACCCACCCCAGAGUCUGGUGGUUACUUGCCUGAGAGUCAAUCUAGUCCCGAGUUCGCAUACAACCCGCAGUCUGCAUCCCAGGCCGCCCCACAGUCUGGCUACCGUCCUCAGUCAUCGUCUCAAGCCAGCCCGCAAUUAGGUUAUGACUCUCAAUCCGCGUCGCAAGGAAUCCCACAGCCAGGGUAUCAGCCCGAGAUUCAGUCGACCCCGGAGUCUGAGUACAGCCCUCAAUCCUCAUCCCAAGCCACCCCACAGUCUGAGUAUAUGCCUCAGUCUGCAUUCCAGUCUACCGGGAAUUCCGGGUAUGAGCCUGAUAGUCAAACUUCUCCGGAGUUUGGGUACAGCCCUCAGUCAUCAUCUCAAGCCAGCCAGCAGUCAGGCUAUAAACCUCAGUCCUCGUCUCAAGCAAGCGCGCAGUUAGGGUAUCAGCCCCAGUCUUCAUCUCUUGCAACUCCGCAGACUGGGUAUCAGCCUGAGAGCCAGUCUAACCUUGAGUCUGGUUACAACCCGCAGUCUGAAUCCCAAUUUAUCCCACAGUCUGGAUAUAUUCCUCAGUCUGCGUCCCAAUCACCCCCGGAGUUUGGGUACAGCCCUCAAUCAUCCUCAUCCCAAGGCACUUCGCAGACUGGGUAUCAGCCUGAGAGCCAAUUCAAUCAGGACUCUGGGUACAGCCCUCAGUCUGCAUCUCAAAAAGCCCCAGAGUUUGGAUACAAGCCCCAGUCUUCUCAGCCCGCUGCCCAGUCUGGAUACCAGCCUCAGUCAUCAUCGCAGUCAUCCCAGUUUAGCCAAUCUGCCCCACACUCUGGAUACCAGCCCCAGUCUUCUCAGUCCGCGGCUGAGUCUGGGUACAAGCCUCAAACUGAGUCUCAGGCCAAGCCCCAGUUUGGGUAUAAGCCUGAGCCAGAGUCUCCACCCAAACCCAAGCCCAAGGAUAACCCCGUACCUGAGCAUGCCCCUGAGCCGAAGCCUGCCGAAACUGCGCCUGCACAGGGAUUCUCAAAGACUUGCGAACACGGCGAGAUACUGUGCGGGGCCGAUGGUCAGACAUGGGCGAAGUGCGACUGGGGCAAACCUGUUCAGAUGGGACCUGUUGCCGCCGGUACGCGCUGCAGCCACGGUGUCAUCGAACGUACGUAG